CAAGCUUACGCAAGUCGUCAGCGUGUGUUUCUGUGCAUUCGGAAAAUGGCGAGCUGGUGUGUCCGAGCGGUGAGGCAGAGCUACUCUGUGUUAGUGUCCCCGACGCUGAAGAGGGCACCUGUGAGGUUGCUGUGCACUGCCACCCAGCAGAAGAAUGGCCCCAGCUCCGAGGAGGAGGCUGAGAAAUCGGAGCAGAGCCCAGCAGAAAAGGUCCUUACCGAGGAGAAGGUCCAGCUGGAGGAGCAGCUGAAGGAGAUGACGGAAAAGUAUAAGAGAGCUCUAGCAGAUACAGAAAACCUGAGGACCAGGAGUCAACGGAUGGUGGAGGACGCCAAGUUAUACGGCAUUCAGGGUUUCUGUAAGGACCUCCUGGAGGUGGCUGACAUCCUGGAGAAGGCCACGGAGAGCGUCCCGAAAGAGGAGGUGACAAGUCAGAACCCUCACCUGAAGAACCUGUACGACGGCCUGGUGAUGACAGAGGUCCAGAUCCAGAAGGUCUUCACCAAGCACGGCCUGCUCAAGCUCAACCCUGAGGGCCAGAAGUUCGACCCCUACGAGCACGAGGCGCUCUUCCACGCCCCUGUGGAGGGCAAGGAGCCCGGGACCGUCGCCGUGGUGACCAAAGUGGGCUAUAAGCUGCACGGUCGAACCCUGAGGCCGGCAUUGGUGGGCGUGGCCAAGGCUUCCUAGGACCGAUUGGCGUAACGAAGCAGGGCAGCAUUGCCAGUGGAAGACGACGCACUUGGCGGACCGCCCAAAGCAACGCGGUCAUUUCCCACAAAAACUGUCUUCACACUGAGACUGGACCAGCAACACAAACUCUGGGGACAGCGUCCAGCAGUUUUAAACCUCUUCCAGUAGACGGGCCUGUACAGUAAAUAAGUUGUCAUCAUCGUUGUGGUUUGCGUUCUUUCAGGAUCUGUUAGAAACACAAAGUUACAAGAAGCUUUCACAGUGUAGAGCAGGCCAACAUCAUUAAACCUGAGGUUUUAAAUAAAGGCAUGUUGGGUCUGAGUUUAUACCUGAGGGGUAGAACCCAUUCUGCUGCUGGUGUCAUUCCAAACUUCUGUUUUAAUCGUUUGUCUUUUAGUGUUAGAAGUUUGAACUGCAUCCUUGAAUUAAAGCAAAAGAGAUGUGACGGAAACGGGUUGUAGAUCCCUGUGCAGUUUCAGUAAAAUCAAAACAUUUGGCAACUUAAUAAACCAGCUUCAGGCAGGGAUGCAACAUAGCUCAUUUCAUAGUAAUAAUAAUAUUGAUCCAUACCUGCAGUCGUGGGCACACUUACGCUAAUGUGCUAAAAGCAUCGCUACUUCUUAUUUAGGACUUUUGCAAACUUUGAAAACUUAGUUCCCUUAGCUCAAUUUCUCUGAAUAACUUCUAAAGUGUAAUAGGCAAACUGUCAGAUGAAAGUUAAACAUCUCUGACGUUUUGGCUAUUUACUGAUAAAAAAAAAUCCAAGUCAGUCUCUUAUUUUGAAGGGAGCAAAAACUGUUUAGGUAGUGAUUCUGUUUCCUCAGCUCACCUCUUGAUUUUAUUUAUUUUUUAAAUCCCCAAAAAGCAUUAUUUCAAGUAAACAUACAAGAACAAAAUAAAACACAUUACAGAACAACACAUAGCAAUAAAUAAAAUAUCUAGAGCGCUAUAGGAAGUGAAUGAUGUCAAAAUUAAAUUGGCGUUUGAGUGUUGGUUCUCCUUUAGAGACAGAUAUUUGAAUUGAAAUUUGUGGAGUAGAUUUAGCUUCUGCUAAAUAAGGUGUAGCGCUGUUUAUGAUUAGUGCUUUAGUUAUCAGUGCCCACCACUAUAUCAGCAUGUAGGAUUGAUCUGACCUUCACCAAUAUAUCUGUAUUGGAUUAAAGUAACUGAAAUGUGACUUCUUUUUAUUUAUUUUGACUUCAAGAGCCUGAGCCUCAGUACACAAGUGGAAAGGAGCAACAGUAGAAGCUGUGAUUCAUACAAGAGCACUGCAGUUCAGUUCAGCGCAUGGUCUGUAGAUCUACUACAGGAGAGGACUGGAACAAACACAGGAAGAGAAUUAGAUAAUAUCUAGGUAAAAUCUAUAAUGCAUGGCUGGCAUCGGUAUUUAAACCAUAUCAGCAUCAUUAAGAAAAUGUUCAAAGUUUGAAAGAUUGAAUGUUUUGGAAAAUAAAAAACAAUGCAACUAGA
Molecule: messenger RNA, 2163 nt
Organism: Poeciliopsis prolifica (blackstripe livebearer)
Lineage: Eukaryota; Metazoa; Chordata; Actinopteri; Cyprinodontiformes; Poeciliidae
Gene: grpel1
Product: GrpE-like 1, mitochondrial
Exons: 4
Coding region: 46-690 (214 amino acids)
Biological process (GO): protein import into mitochondrial matrix; protein folding
Cellular component (GO): PAM complex, Tim23 associated import motor
Molecular function (GO): adenyl-nucleotide exchange factor activity; protein-folding chaperone binding; protein homodimerization activity
Source: RefSeq, a predicted model, not a curated record